Hemiscyllium ocellatum (epaulette shark) is the source of this 348-nucleotide messenger RNA. Its product is annotated as gastrula zinc finger protein XlCGF71.1-like. Gene Ontology annotation, biological process: regulation of transcription by RNA polymerase II. Gene Ontology annotation, molecular function: DNA-binding transcription factor activity, RNA polymerase II-specific; RNA polymerase II cis-regulatory region sequence-specific DNA binding. NCBI's taxonomy places the organism in Eukaryota, Metazoa, Chordata, Chondrichthyes, Orectolobiformes, Hemiscylliidae. The transcript has a single exon. The record is from RefSeq and is a predicted model, not a curated record. The coding region runs from base 1 to 348 and encodes 115 amino acids.
AUGGCCUUCAGCAGUUCUUCCCACCUGCUGAGACAACAGUGGGUCCACACUGAAGAGUGGCCUUUCUUCUGCCCCGAGUUCAGGAAGUGCUUUGCUCUUUCUUCCGACCUGCUGGCCCAUUGCUGGGUCCACGUGGGGGAGAGGUCGUUCAGUUGCCCUAAGUGCAGGAAGGCCUUCAGCAGUUCCUCAGCCCUGCUGAGGCACCAGUCCGUCCACGCCGGGGAGAAGCUGUUCUCCUGCCCCGAAUGUGGGAAGGGCUUUACCCGCUCCUCCACACAGCUGAUGCACCAGCUGGUCCACACGGGGAUGGGGGUGGGGUGGAGGGAGGAGGCCAUUUUGCUGUCCUGA